Messenger RNA from Panicum hallii, 1918 nucleotides. Its product is annotated as vacuolar-processing enzyme beta-isozyme 1-like. The transcript is spliced from 9 exons. Gene Ontology annotation, biological process: vacuolar protein processing. The record is from RefSeq and is a predicted model, not a curated record. Gene Ontology annotation, molecular function: cysteine-type endopeptidase activity. NCBI's taxonomy places the organism in Eukaryota, Viridiplantae, Streptophyta, Magnoliopsida, Poales, Poaceae. Bases 228 to 1706 code for a protein of 492 amino acids.
AAACUGCUGCUGCACCUUGCCACCGGCCGCACAAGCCGACGAGCCGCCGCUCCAGCUCACGCCCCACGCGUCCGUGUUCCAGGGCGCCGCUCCAUGCAUGGCGGCAUGGGCGCGGCGCCUACUUCUUCUCCCCUUCCGAACCCCCGCGCCGCUCUCACGCUACACUCCUACCCUCCCCGCCGGCCCGCCGCUGGACAGUAGCAGUGAGGAGAGGCACGCAAGUGGCGAUGGCGGCCCGGUGGUGCGUCGCGUUGCUCGUGGUGGCGCUGGCCGCGGCGGGGGCUGGCGCGGAGGAGGGGGAGUGGGACCCCGUGAUCCGGAUGCCUGGGGAGAAGGAGCCGGCCGCGGCGCGGGGAGGCGAGCGGCUCGACGAGGAGGAGGAUGACGGCGUCGGGACGAGGUGGGCGGUGCUCGUCGCCGGCUCCUCAGGCUACGGCAACUACAGGCACCAGGCUGAUAUAUGCCAUGCGUACCAGAUACUGCGGAAGGGAGGGCUAAAAGAGGAGAACAUUGUGGUGUUUAUGUAUGAUGAUGUUGCCAAUAGUGCACUCAACCCAAGGCGAGGGGUUAUCAUCAACCAUCCGGAGGGUGAAGAUGUUUAUGCUGGUGUGCCGAAGGACUACACUGGGGACCAAGUCACCGCUAAAAACUUCUAUGCGGUUCUCUUGGGUGACAAAACUGCAGUCACCGGAGGCAGCAGGAAGGUUAUCGAUAGCAAACCGAAUGACCAUAUUUUUAUCUAUUACUCAGAUCACGGGGGCCCUGGUGUUCUUGGUAUGCCCAAUCUACCAUAUCUUUAUGCUGGUGACUUCAUAAAGGUGUUAAGAGAAAAACAUGCUUCCAACAGCUAUGCAAAAAUGGUUAUAUAUGUGGAAGCAUGUGAGAGUGGCAGUAUAUUUGAGGGCUUAAUGCCAGAAGACCUGAAUAUUUAUGUCACGACUGCAUCCAAUGCAGAAGAAAGUAGCUGGGGUACAUACUGUCCAGGAAUGGAACCAUCACCUCCUUCUGAGUACAUUACCUGCCUUGGUGAUCUCUAUAGCAUCUCUUGGAUGGAAGACAGUGAGACUCACAAUCUGAAGGAGGAAACAAUAAAGGAACAGUAUGAAGUGGUGAAGGAGCGUACUUCGGGAUCAAACAAUUAUGGCGCAGGCUCUCAUGUCAUGGAGUAUGGGGAUAAGACCUUCAAGGGCGAGAAGCUUUAUCUUUAUCAAGGUUUCGAUCCUGCUAAUGCCAACGUCACAAAUAAGCUGCUUUGGCGAGGCCAAAAGGCUGUGGUCAACCAAAGAGAUGCAGAUAUUUUAUUCCUUUGGAAGAGGUAUGAGCUGUUACAUGAAAAAUCUAGAGAGAAGCUUGAAGUUCUGAGGGAGAUCACUGGAACUGUAACGCAUAGGAAGCAUCUCGACAGCAGCAUUGAUUUUAUCGGAAAGCUUCUCUUUGGGGUUGAAAAUGGGCCUUCCACGCUUGGAGCCGUUAGAGCUCCUGGCCAGCCACUCGUUGAUGAUUGGGACUGUGUGAAGCGAAUGGUACGGAUCUUCGAAUCCCAUUGUGGGUCGCUCACUCAGUACGGUAUGAAGCACAUGCGGGCAUUCGCAAACAUAUGCAACAGUGGCGCACCUGCCACCGCGAUGAAGGAAGCUAGCAUCAGUGCUUGCGGCAGCUACAACUCGGCGAGAUGGAGCCCGUUGGUCCAGGGCUACAGCGCAUGAUGAUCUUCUACAGGUUCUGGGUAGCAAUAAUGCGUAAAGGACAAUAACUGCUUAGCUUGCUUAGUCUGCUCAUGCCCAACUUAUAUGGAUCUGUAUAAUACGUAUGUGUAUCAGUGUAUGUAGGACUAGUUCAUCUGUAAAGCACUGCAAAACCUACCUUGUUGCGCCUCUGUACCAUACAGUUGUAGUGUGUAAUGAUGUGCGUCUGUAUA